AUGUCUACUGUGUCUGUCCAUGCAUUGAGUACCGGCCACAUCACGAUACCCGAACGAUUCUUCGUGGACCCAGCCGAUCCUACCGCCAAAAGGACUGUUCCGUCGCUUUCGUUCUUGAUCCAACACACAGACGGGAAAACUGGGAAGCUGACGCGGCUUGUUUUUGACCUGGGUAUGCGAAGAGAUCUCAAUCUUUAUCCUUCAGUACUGCGAGAUCAUCUGGCCAGUCGACAACCGAUAUCAACAGAGCCUGAUGUAGUCGCGUCUCUUGCUGCGGGAGGACUAGGCGUGGAUGACAUUGAUUAUGUGAUCCUUAGCCACGUUCACUACGACCACGUUGGGCUUCCAUCGGACUUUACCAACGAGAAGACCAAGUUCAUUGUUGGCAACGGUGCCCUCGAUCUUCUGGGCGGGAAGACGCAACUCAACUUGGGCAAGCAUAUGGUUUUUGAACCAGACCUUUUACCUGCAGAUCGGACCAUAGAGUUGCCUCCGCCCGAUCCCGAAUCUCACCAAGGUCAGUUUUCCUGGCAACGCUUGGCUUUGUUUCCCAGUGCGAUCGAUCUGUUCAAGGAUGGAACCGUUCAUAUCAUCAACGCACCCGGCCAUUUGCCAGGGCAUAUCAAUCUGCUAUGCAGGACAUGCACAGGUCCGGCGAGAUUUGUCUGCCUAGCAGGCGAUGCUUGUCAUGAUAUUCGCUUGUUGACUGGGGAAAGAGACAUCGCGACCUGGACAGACGAAUCGGGGAGAUACUGUUGCAUGCACGUGGACAUACCAAGAUCCAAAGAGACAUUAUCUCGACUGCAUGCCGUGUCAAAGGAGGGACUUCAAUUGGAAGGAGAUAAACAGCCGGCCGAGGUCGAAGUGGUCUUUGCCCACGACUUUGCCUGGGAGGAAGAAGCGAAGAGGGCGGGUAGGUUUUGGCCUGGCAAAAUGUAG
Exophiala dermatitidis NIH/UT8656 is the source of this 939-nucleotide messenger RNA. RefSeq lists its product as uncharacterized. Lineage: Eukaryota; Fungi; Ascomycota; Eurotiomycetes; Chaetothyriales; Herpotrichiellaceae. The transcript has a single exon. The record is from RefSeq and is a predicted model, not a curated record. Bases 1 to 939 code for a protein of 312 amino acids.